UACCAAGAACUAUUGCCAUGACGCAUUAAAUGUAUUUAGUGAGGAAGUGGGGACUUUAGUCGGUUUAAUGUUAGUCAGUGUCACACUAGCUACUGACAGGUCAAUAGUUGGGUGGAGCAUUUCUCAGCGUAGUUGGAAACAGACGACGUCACACUUUGAGUGUUUUGGCGAAUAUUUUUUCUUGUCGUAAUUAUAAAUCUGCGCGUAUAAGUUUGUGUGCCACAAAUUGUGAUUUGAAAAUGGCUGAGGAGACCAGCUCCAGACCCAGCCUCUUUACGAGAAUGAAGGGAUAUCUUAAAGAAACACCAUUCUUUUGCAAAAUUAUUGAAUUGGUUCUCUGUGUUAUUGCAACAGGAUUAGUGACGGGACCAUUUCAACAGAAUCAGUUUCGACCAAAUGAUAUACAUCACAUAGCAAUAUUUCACGUGGCAGUGUGUGGUUAUAUUUUCAUAAAUGCAGUUCUUAUUAUGAGCCAUUUCUUGGGCGAAAGAUUGCCCAAAAAAACCGCUCUCAUUUUUUCGACGAUGGGCGCGAUUCUCUGUUGCACUGCCGGCCUCAUCCUGAUUCGUGAUUGGAACAAUUUCUCAAGUAACCUAAUUCAUGCGUAUCUGCAGGAAUACAGCGAUCAAACGGUAGCUGCUGGUUCUUUCGCGAUCUUAGCAGCUUUAGUAUUUGCCAUAGAUACGUACUUUACCAACAAGAACGAUUAAUCUCCCACAGAUUUCGAUCAUCGUCGUUGUAAGGA
Cyphomyrmex costatus is the source of this 745-nucleotide messenger RNA. RefSeq lists its product as uncharacterized. Gene Ontology annotation, biological process: septate junction assembly. The record is from RefSeq and is a predicted model, not a curated record. The coding region runs from base 240 to 710 and encodes 156 amino acids. NCBI's taxonomy places the organism in Eukaryota, Metazoa, Arthropoda, Insecta, Hymenoptera, Formicidae. The transcript has 3 exons. Gene Ontology annotation, cellular component: plasma membrane.